This is a messenger RNA of Sinocyclocheilus rhinocerous, 969 nucleotides long. RefSeq names its product claudin-20. Gene Ontology annotation, molecular function: structural molecule activity. The record is from RefSeq and is a predicted model, not a curated record. The transcript has a single exon. NCBI's taxonomy places the organism in Eukaryota, Metazoa, Chordata, Actinopteri, Cypriniformes, Cyprinidae. Bases 1 to 876 code for a protein of 291 amino acids. Gene Ontology annotation, cellular component: bicellular tight junction; membrane.
AUGCCAUCUUCCACCAUGCAAAUGUUUGCCUUCAUUCUGGCGGUACUGGGAGUCGUGAGUGCCACGGUGGCCACGCUGCUACCCAACUGGAAGGUGAGCGCAGAUGUGGGCUCCAACAUCAUGACUGCCAUCUCGCAGAUGCAGGGACUGUGGAUGGACUGCACCUGGUACAGCACUGGAGUCUUCAGCUGCUCGCUUAAGUACUCGGUGCUGGCGUUGCCGGCUUAUCUCCAGACUGCACGCACCACUAUGGUGCUUUCCUGCAUGAUGGCGACAAUGGGACUCUGCCUGGCCGCCCUAGGGCUGAAAUGUACUCGCUGGGGUGGCAGCUAUCGCUCUAAGGGACAUACGGCGAUUUCCGCAGGGGCUUGCUUCGUCAUAGCAGGGGUCCUGUGUCUGGUGCCCGCAUCCUGGUUCACCAAUGAGGUCAUCACUACGUUUAUGGACUCCAAAGUGCCCAAAAGCAGCAAGUACGAGCCAGGCGCGGCGGUGUACGUGGCAUUUGUGUCGGCAGGAUUCCUUUUAGCCGCAGGCGUAAUUUUUUGCUUAUCGUGUCCUGGAAGAAGAGGCGGUCCACUGGAUUCGGGCUCGUCCCACCCCGACAAGCCAAAGCAGCAGAAGCUGCGCCAGGAGCAGCUGACCCGUGACCAACCGAAACAGCAGCACCUCGAACAGCAGAGUCAGACUGAACCGCCGGAACGAGAGGAGUCGCAUCGAGAGAAACUGCAACAGGAAAAGCUACAAGCCGACGAUCGUCAGCAAGAGAAGUCGGUGCCGGACAGGUUGAAUCUGGAAAAGGACAAACAGUACCACUCUCCAUCCCGAACCCGAAAUCAAGACCCCAAGGCCGUCUAUAGUCUGCACGACUACGUGUAAACAACAAUCGAGUAUUUAGAGUGUUCUUGCUUAUCAGACUGCCUUUCUUUGUGAGCGGCAAAAAGAGGAGGGGAAAAGCAGUGGAGCAGCAGG